UGGGGUAUCAAACUGCUCGGUCACUCCUCCUCCUCCUCCUCCUCCUCCUCUUCCUCUUCUUCUUCUUCAGCACGCAGAGAAGAGAGCUUUUUGUAUGGCCGCCAUCUCGAGGAGUUCUGGGAUCGCGGCAAUCGGCAAGCGAGUCGUCUCUCGGAUCUGGAGCCCCAUCUCCCCCAGCCCACAUCCUUCCUCUCCUGCUCUCAGGAGAGCUGCUCACACGUCCGUGUAUGACAAGAACCCCGAGGAUCAAGUCGCGCCGAGCGUGGUCCCCGAUGAAGUGAUCGAGGCUCCGUCUGACAAGUACUGGGCUCCACACCCCAAGACUGGGGUGUUUGGCCCUGCGACUGACGAUCACCUCCGAGCCCACGGCGAGCUUCCCAAUCCUGGGGAUGCCGAGAGCUCGGUGCUGGAGCACACAGCCUGGUUCCGCCCCACUAGCCUCGAGGAUCUUGAGAAGCCUCCUCACCAUUAACAUCGAAAGCGAGUUCAACCACUAGCUAUCCUAUGUAACCCACCUCGGUGGCAUCCUUAAGAAAAAUAACUUGUUUGCAGCUGUAAUAUAUUGUCAAGUACUGAAGCUGUGGAUUUGAGCUUUGCUAGCAUGCGAGUACUCCUUCUUACCUGUCGAAGUAGGAGCUACGUAUCGGACCUAUGUGAUUGUUGUUUUCCCCCUGAAUCCCUGUAUGAAAUGUUGGGAUGUGCCUCCUUUAUAUUU
Molecule: messenger RNA, 715 nt
Organism: Rhodamnia argentea
Lineage: Eukaryota; Viridiplantae; Streptophyta; Magnoliopsida; Myrtales; Myrtaceae
Product: late embryogenesis abundant protein At5g17165-like
Exons: 2
Coding region: 95-472 (125 amino acids)
Source: RefSeq, a predicted model, not a curated record